Molecule: messenger RNA, 1935 nt
Organism: Chanos chanos (milkfish)
Lineage: Eukaryota; Metazoa; Chordata; Actinopteri; Gonorynchiformes; Chanidae
Gene: lnx1
Product: ligand of numb-protein X 1
Exons: 10
Coding region: 1-1935 (644 amino acids)
Biological process (GO): ubiquitin-dependent protein catabolic process
Cellular component (GO): cytoplasm
Molecular function (GO): ubiquitin-protein transferase activity; protein binding
Source: RefSeq, a predicted model, not a curated record
AUGAAGGCUUUGCUGCUCUUGGUUCUUCCCUGGCUCAGUCCGGCCAACUACACAGACAAUGUGGGGAACUUACAUAUUCUCUACUCAGAACUGUGUAAAGGUGCUUCACACUACGGUUUAUCUGCGGACAGGAAGAGACGCUCUCAGGAGGGCGACUGUACAGACAGCACAUCCGAGCUCACCGUGGCAACCCUUCCCUCAGAAGGUGGCCCCAACUCUGCCGCUGUUGCCCUCCUAUCAGAUGAACCUGGCUUAGUAAACCCUGCCUUUGAGUCCAGUGUCGAGGACAACAGCCAAUCAGGAAGCACCACCAGCCUGGCAGCCCGCUGCAACUCAAAGAAGAUCCGAAACUUUGACCGUGCGUCGGUUAGAAGUCGUUCAUUCCGCCGUUUGAACCGUGCGUUCAGUGUUCUGAGGAGGACCAAGAGUGGUACAGCAGUGGCCAACGAGACAACAGAGGAAAGAGACAAUGCCAGAAAUGCCAACAUACCACAUGAAGUGCUGGCAUUGCCUCAACUGCAUCACCUCAUUCCCGAUGGUGAGGUCACCAGCAUCAAGAUCACGCGUGCCGACCCCUACGAACCCUUGGCCAUCAGCAUCGUCGGGGGCAACGAGACCCCACUCGUUCGCAUCCUCAUCCAAGACAUCUAUAGAGAGGGGGUCAUUGCACGGGACGGUCGUCUGUUGCCAGGGGACAUGAUCCUAAAGGUGAAUGGUAUAGACAUCAGUAAUGUACCUCACUGCUACGCCGUGGCAGCUCUGAAACAACCCUGCCAGCUGUUGCGUUUGACCAUUUUACGGGAGCAGAGGCAUCGUUAUCGUUCUCACCACGUAUCGAACAGUUACUCCAGCUACGGGCACACGGUGCGGGACGACAGCCUCCACGUGGUGUUGACGAAAGGAGCCCCAGACGAACAGCUGGGCAUUAAGCUGGUCCGUCGACCGGACGAACACGGAGUCUUCAUCUUCCACCUGCUGGAGGGGGGGCUGGCGGCCAGGGACGGCAGGCUGCGCGUGGACGACCGGGUGCUGGCCGUCAACGGGCACGACCUCCGAUACGGCGCUCCGGAACACGCUGCCCUCCUCAUACAGGCCAGUGAGGAACGGGUCCACUUCAUUGUGUCCCGUCAGACUCGCAUCCCCUCCCCAGACAUCCUGCAGGACGCCCCCUGGAACAUGGAGGGCCCCCCACCCUACUCUCCAGAUUCUUGCCAUAAGCCUGCAUGCUAUGAGAAGACGGUGACUCUGACUAAAGAGCCUCAUGAUUCUCUGGGUAUGACAGUGGCAGGAGGGAUGUCCAGUCGGGGCUGGGACCUGCCUGUCUACGUCACCAACGUCGACCCCAACGGAGUGGUAGGACAGGAAGGCUCCAUCCGAAAAGGUGACAUCCUGUUGAAUGUAAACGGCGUGGACCUGACGGGCGUAACGCGUAGCGAGGCAGUUGCUAACCUGAAGAACACUUCCUCUCCGGUGGUCCUGCGGGUUCUGGAGAUGCGCCCCCCUGACGAGAGCUCCCUGGACUGCAUGCCCCCCCUGCACUCACCCUCCUCCCUGUCUCCUUCCUCGCCUGGAGACGUUAAAAUACCCCCACCUAAUGAUGAUUACUCUCCACUCUGGGUGUCCUGGCUGCAGCUGCCCAGGCACCUGUACUGCUGUAAGGACAUAGUCUUACGCAGGAGCACGUCUGGCAGCCUGGGAUUCAGCAUCGUAGGAGGACAGGAGGAGGUCAACUGUAACCAGUCCUUCUUUAUCCGCUCCAUCGUAGAGGGAACACCCGCUUACAACGACGGCAGAAUACGCUGUGGAGAUAUCCUGUUGGAGGUGAAUGGGAAGAGCACUUGGGGAAUGACACACACAGCGCUGGUACGUCUGCUUAAGGAGCUGAGGGGGCGGAUCACUCUUACCAUUGUCUCCUGGCCUGGCAGCCUCAUAUAG